Messenger RNA from Setaria italica (foxtail millet), 1265 nucleotides. Its product is annotated as polygalacturonase inhibitor. Lineage: Eukaryota; Viridiplantae; Streptophyta; Magnoliopsida; Poales; Poaceae. Bases 60 to 1073 code for a protein of 337 amino acids. Gene Ontology annotation, molecular function: protein binding. The record is from RefSeq and is a predicted model, not a curated record. The transcript has a single exon.
GCUCCCUUCUUAUCCAUUUCAUCCGAGCCGACUAGGCCACAAUAAGCAAGACAAUUUAGAUGAAGACGCGCGGCGCCUUCCGACACGCCGUGCUGCUGCUCACCGUAGCCUCCCUCGUCUCCGUCGCCGCCGCCGCCAGCAAGGCCCGCUGCCAUUCCGGCGACAACGCGGCGCUGCUAGCCAUCAAGGCUGCGCUCGGCAACCCCUACCACUUCGCGUCCUGGACGCCCGACUACCCGUGCUGCGACUGGUACGACGUCGACUGCGACGACUCCACCGGCCGCGUCGUCGGCCUCUCCGUGUUCCAGGACGAUAACAUCACGGGCACCAUCCCCGACGCCGUCGCCGGCCUCGUCCACCUCCAGAGCCUCACGUGGCACCACCUCCCUGGCAUAUCCGGUCCCAUCCCGCCGGCCAUCGCCAAGCUCUCCAACCUCUCCUCCCUCACCAUCUCCUGGACCGCCGUCUCCGGGCCCGUGCCGUCCUUCCUCGGCGCGCUCACCAAGCUCACCUUCCUCGACCUCUCCUUCAACUCCCUAACAGGCACCAUCCCGACCUCGCUCGCCGCCAUCCCAAACCUCUCCGGCAUCAACCUCAGCCGCAACCGCCUCACCGGCUCCAUCCCUCCGCGGCUCCUCAGCAAGUCCGCCGACCAGAUCUACCUCUGGCUGUCGCACAACAACCUGUCCGGCGCCCUCCCCGCCGAGUUCGCCGCCGCCAAUUUCGCGCACCUCGACCUGUCGCGCAACCGCUUCACCGGCGACGCGUCGGGCCUCUUCGGCCGGGGAAAGGAGCUCCAGUACCUGGACCUGUCGCGGAACGCCUUCAGCUUCGACCUUUCCGGCGUGGGGCUGCCGGAGCAGCUCUACUUCAUCGACGUGAGCCACAACGCCAUCACAGGCGGCAUCCCAGCGGAGGUUGCCAACCUCACGAACCUUCAGUUCUUCAACGUCAGCUACAACCGGCUCUGCGGCGCGGUGCCCACCGGCGGCCACAUGGGGAGAUUCGACCUCUUCAACUUCCAGCACAACAAGUGCUUGUGUGGAACUCCGCUUGCUAAUCCCUGCAAGUGACAAUCGAUUCAUCAAAUGAACUCUAGUCUUUAUUCUCAGGAAAUAAAAUCACUGAAAUUAUAAUCAGUUCAGUGAUGCUUAUGGAUUAAAGGUGUUUUGUUUCAGUUCAUUCAGCUAAGUCCCCGCCAAAACGUGGCCCUUUAUUUGGAUUGGAGGAAUUUCAUAGGAAAACCGUUUUCAGAGAUCAUUUUA